GUCUAAUCCAACAGUGGAAUUUCUUGACUAUUGUAAAGAAGGAUAUUGGUAUCUGCAUACAAAUUUCUAUCUUCUUUAAAAUUUCUCUAUAGACCAAACAAGCACCAAUAUUAUUAAAUUAUAUUACGAAGCCAUUUCUAAAGGACAAGAAAGCAAGCACACGUUUCAUGUCUCAGACAUCAUGGUCCUUCUAUCUUAAUCUUUUUCAUUUUCUGUCUCUGUAAAAUCUAAAUCCCAUAGAUACUUGCAUUCCUCACUCACACCAUGGAGAUCACGAUUAUAUCAGCCGAAAACCUUUGCAUGAACGGAAAACCAAUAGAAAAAGACACAUACGUUGUUGUUCACACGCAAUCAUGCACCAAAUUCUUCACAACGAGGACAGAAGAAGAGGGUGGGAGAAACAACCCUUCAUGGAACGAGAAGUUCUUGGUUGAUGGAGUCAACAGCAUCACGUUAGAGGUGCAAUGCAAAACAUGGCUGGGUUUUAAAAGUUUGGGAGCAGCACGAAUAGCGGUUUCUGAGUUUGUUUCAGAAACUAGCUUGCAGUUUUUGAGUUAUAGGCUUUGGGAUGAGAAAGGUAAGAGAAAUGGGGUCAUCAAUUUCUCAGUGAGGGUGGUGAAGGCACCACAGGAGCGUGAAUCUUCGUGUUCGAUGGUGGAGAUUGAAAAGAAUUGGAGAGAGUUUGGGAUGCAAGUGACAAUGGGUGAGAAUGAUGCUGCACGAACUGUUACUGGGGUUCCUGUUUUCUGGAAUUUCCCUCUCAAUAUUCCAAGAUGAAUGUUUUUGUUUUCUUCUUGAUUAGGUUAAAGUGUUUAGUUGGUAAUUUAAGCUUAUUGACAAUGGUUUAGUUUCUGACACUAGUUGUAGAAGUGGUAAAGUAUUUUACUAGUUUGUUCACCUCUGUAUUUCGGGUGUCAAUAGUCUCUUUAACUAUACACGGAUGAAUGAGUUUAUAAUGUACCAAAAAAAAAAACAGUCAAUGUUUGUUGAGAAAAAGACAGGUUUUAAAAUUUUUGUGUA
This is a messenger RNA of Vigna unguiculata (cowpea), 1020 nucleotides long. RefSeq names its product BON1-associated protein 1-like. Lineage: Eukaryota; Viridiplantae; Streptophyta; Magnoliopsida; Fabales; Fabaceae. The record is from RefSeq and is a predicted model, not a curated record.